This is a messenger RNA of Spodoptera frugiperda (fall armyworm), 1544 nucleotides long. RefSeq names its product short coiled-coil protein B. Gene Ontology annotation, cellular component: trans-Golgi network. Lineage: Eukaryota; Metazoa; Arthropoda; Insecta; Lepidoptera; Noctuidae. The transcript has 2 exons. The record is from RefSeq and is a predicted model, not a curated record. Bases 115 to 510 code for a protein of 131 amino acids.
UCAAAACAAUAAAACGUCACUUCAAACAAAACGAAAAAUCGAUCGAUAUUCGCCCUAUUUUCUAAGAGUUUGUUAAUUUAAAACAGCCGGCUAAUCAAAUAUUAACGAUCAACCAUGCAGAAGUGUAACGAUGAUAAUAUACCUUUAGCAGACGACGACCCACAAGUGAUAAUCAACGAUGAAAUAGAAAACAAUCAUUUAGAUCACGGUCGUUCAAUGGACUCAUUGCCGAGUUCGUACACUGGUGGUUCCUCAAGCCCUGGCCUCAAUGGGCCGCCUAGUUUCGAGCCAGAUUCCGGAAUUGAUGAGCAGGAAGAAAAGGCACGCCUUAUAUCACAAGUCUUGGAAUUGCAGAAUACGUUAGAUGAUCUGUCACAGAGGGUGGAUUCGGUGAAAGAAGAAAAUUUGAAGCUACGCUCAGAGAACCAAGUCUUGGGACAGUACAUUGAGAACUUAAUGUCAGCAUCAUCAGUUUUCCAAUCCACAACACCUAAUAUUGGCAAGAAGUAAAGUUAUUUAAGUGUUUGAUGGAUACGGCCACACUAAUAUUCAGAGCUGGAAACACUGCAAAUGCUUUUGUGGCAACAUUGAAAGUUAGGGAAACUCCUUUACCCAUGUUUAGGCUGAAAGUCGUAGGACCUUUAUCACCAUCAAUAUUAACAUCUUAAAAAUUUGGAAUAUUAACUUGUAUAUGGUGAAAUCGGUCCAGAUAUUGUAAGUGAUAACUUUCUAUCUAGAAUCUCAACCAUACUUUGCCUUAUCAAAUUGUAUCCCCAUGCAUUUAAAAUUAAAUAUGACUUUCAGCCUUGAUUACCAUUAAAUUAAUAUAAAACUAAUGCAUUAGUCAUAUAAGUAGUCUCGUGGGAGGCACUGAUGAGUGAUGAGUGGAAAGUAUAUUGUUCAAUGUAAAUAAGGUAUGGAUGUCUACUGGACUACUUUCAUUUCUAAUGCAAAAGAGGUUUUAUAUAAAUUUCAAAGACUUGAUGCACUGCCUUUUGAGCUGUCAAACUGACAGCAAGGAGUUUGUGUUAGAAAGAGGCUUAGCUUCAGAAUUAAUGCUCUUGUGUAAUUUAUUUUAGCACUUCUUAAAGAUUGUAUAAGUACUUGCAAAAAUAUGUAUGAAAUUGGACACUUAAUUUUGUAAGUAAUUGUAAUAUUAAUGUUAAAUAGGUGUAAGAUUUUCAAACAUGCUAUCUUUGGAUAUUUAAUUAAUCACUAUGUAAUUUUUCAACUGUAAGGUUGAAUUUCACUUGCACAAGGUCUUAUUUUGCUUACCAAUGUGACAAUUUUAUUUAUUGAUAUUUUUUAUAAAUGUAAUUCAAAUUAUUAUAAUAAAAUAUUAUUUUAUUUUUGUGGUGUCAUAAAUAGCCAGGUGUUGACAUUCCAUUUCAUAUUUUUUUAUUUAAUAAAGUUAUAUUCACAUGCUCUCUAUCAUUGUAUCAUUCAAAAAUAUUAUUGUAAAACCUGCCUUAUUAUAAUUAAUGAUAAUCAUUUUAAUAAAUUGUUUUAAUUUUAGGCUUAUGAGUAUUAUAAUUUGUAAUUAA